Molecule: messenger RNA, 6348 nt
Organism: Oncorhynchus keta (chum salmon)
Lineage: Eukaryota; Metazoa; Chordata; Actinopteri; Salmoniformes; Salmonidae
Gene: erc2
Product: ELKS/RAB6-interacting/CAST family member 2
Exons: 20
Coding region: 270-3737 (1155 amino acids)
Biological process (GO): regulation of synaptic plasticity; neuromuscular synaptic transmission; maintenance of presynaptic active zone structure
Cellular component (GO): cytoskeleton of presynaptic active zone
Molecular function (GO): structural constituent of presynaptic active zone
Source: RefSeq, a predicted model, not a curated record
GCGAGAGAGAGCGCGUGUCCACUGCCCAAUGACAGCGCAGGAUGCUUGACUGGUGUGAAUGGAGUUGCUGUCUCUGAAAGGUGAUGGAGAGGAAUUAACUGUAGGAAAAGAUAUGUUGACGUUGAGGCCCUCCACCCACACAGGCAUGCAGUGAGCCACCUGUGUGUCUCGCAGAGAGAGAGUACACUGUGAUCGUUGCAGCGCGCCCCUGGUAAGGACCCUGUGGCGUGCGUCCGGCCAGCCCAGGCCACACCUCCCGCACCCAGGACAUGUACGGCAGUGCCCGAGCAGUAGGCCACAUCGAGAGCAGCCCUGCACGGUCCCCACGACUGCCUAGGUCCCCCAGGCUGGGUCACCGGAGGGCCAGUAGUGGGGGUGGGAGCAGUGGAGGGGGCAAGACGCUCUCCAUGGAGAACAUCCAGUCGCUGAACGCUGCCUACGCCACAUCCGGGCCCAUGUAUCUGAGCGACCACGAGGGAGUGGGCUCCACCGCCACCUACCCCAAGGGCACCAUGACGCUGGGGCGUGCCUCCAACCGGGCCAUGUACGGGGGGCGUGUCACGGCCAUGGGCAGCAGCCCCAACAUUGCCACGGUGGGGCUGGGCCACCACACUGACCUGCUGUCCUACAGCGACCUCGGCUCCCUGUCCAUGCUGCAGCACCACCACCACCACCAGGGGGUGCCGUCUGCCCUGCUGCGGCAGGCGGUACGGGGUGGUGGGGGGGAGUUGCUGGAGAUGCAGGCCACACUCCGGGACAUGCAGCGGGAGAAUGACCUGCUGAGGAGAGAGCUGGACCUGAAGGACAGCAAGCUGGGCUCGUCCACCAACAGCAUCAAGAGCUUCUGGAGCCCCGAGCUGAAGAAGGAGAGGAUGAUACGUAAGGAGGAGGCGGCGCGCACCUCCGUCCUCAAGGAGCAGAUGAGGGUGACUCACGAGGAGAACCAGCACCUGCAGCUGACCAUCCAGGCCCUGCAGGAUGAGCUGAGGACCCAGAGGGAUCUGAACCACCUGCUACAGGAGAGUGGCGGCCGCUCUGGGGAACACUACACCAACAUCGAGCUGACCGAGGAGAACUUUAGACGACUGCAGGCCGAGCACGACCGCCAGGCCAAAGAGCUCUUCCUCCUGAGGAAGACCUUGGAGGAGAUGGAGCUGCGGAUGGAGACCCAGAAGCAGACGCUGGGGGCCAGGGACGAGUCUAUCAAGAAGCUGCUGGAAAUGCUCCAGAGUAAGGGUCUGCCUGGGGGGCCAGGCAGGGUCAAUGAGGAGGAGGAGCAGGAGAGGGCCAGGCGCAUCGCUGAGGCCGAGGCACAGCUGGGACACCUGGAGGUCAUCUUGGAUCAGAAGGAGAAGGAGAACAUCCACCUAAGAGAGGAACUGCACAGGAGAAACCAGAUGCACCAGGACCCUGGAAAAACCAAAGCCCUCCAGACCAUCAUAGAGAUGAAGGACACCAAGAUAGCGUCUCUGGAGCGCAACAUCAGGGACCUGGAGGAUGAGAUCCAGAUACUGAAGGCUAACGGCUUGCUGAACACCGAGGACAGAGAGGAGGAGAUCAAACAGAUGGAGGUCUACAAGAACCACUCCAAGUUUAUGAAGGCCAAGAUUGACCAGCUGAAGCAGGAGCUGUCCAAGAAGGAGUCUGAGCUGCUGGCCCUGCAGACCAAGCUGGAGACCCUGAACAACCAGAACUCAGACUGCAAACAGCAUAUAGAGGUUCUCAAAGAGUCCCUCACUGCUAAGGAGCAGCGCGCUGCCAUACUGCAGACAGAGGUGGACGCCCUGCGCCUGCGCCUGGAGGAGAAGGAGUCCUUCCUGAACAAGAAGACCAAGCAGCUGCAGGACCUGACGGAAGAAAAGGGUACACUGGCCGGAGAGAUUCGAGACAUGAAGGACAUGCUGGAGGUCAAGGAGAGGAAGAUCAACGUCCUGCAGAAGAAGAUUGAAAAUCUGCAGGAGCAGCUGUGUGAUAAGGACAAGCAGCUGGGGAACCUGAAGGACAGGGUGAAGUCUCUGCAGACUGACUCCAGUAACACUGACACUGCCCUGGCCACCCUGGAGGAGGCACUCUCUGAGAAGGAGCGGAUAAUAGAGAGACUGAAGGAGCAGAGAGCGAGGGAGGACAAUGAGAGGAUUGACGAGGUGGAGUCCUAUAAGAAGGAGAACAAGGACCUCAAGGAGAAAGUCAACACCCUCCAUAUGGAAUUAACAGAGAAGGAGUCCUGUCUCAUUGACCUGAAGGAGCAUGCCUCCUCCCUGGCCUCCUCCAGCCUGAAGAAAGAAUCCAAGCUCAAGUCUCUGGAGAUGGCCAUCGAGCAGAAGAAAGAGGAGUGUAGCAAGUUGGAGACACAGUUACAGAAGCAAGCAGAGCAGCUGUUCACUCAGAUGAACAACCCUAAGGCCCAUGAGGUCCAGCAGCAGCAGGUGGGAGUGGGCUCCAGGGGGAACCCAGAGUAUGUGGAGCGGGAGCAGCGAGUCAAGGUCCUAGAGAAGGAGGUUUCCUACUAUAAGGAGGAGUCUGGCAAGGCCCAGGCCGAGGUGGAUAGGCUACUAGCCAUCCUCCGAGAGGUGGAGACUGAGAAGAACGACAGGGAUAAGAAGAUCGCCGAGCUGGAAAGGCAGACCAAGGAGCAGGUUACUAAGAAGGGGGGUCCCAACCUCAAACUGGGCCCCCAGGGGGAAAAGAAGCCUGGUCAGACAAUGGGGGACCCUCGAAAAGACAACACCAUGGACCUUGGUCAGCAUCUGAAGUUGGAGGAGAUGAUGAACACCCUAGAGAGAACUAGACAGGAGCUGGAUGCCACCAAGCAGCGCCUCUCGUCUACCCAGCAGUCCCUGCAGGAGAGGGACGGUCACCUGACCAACAUGAGACAGGAGCGCAGGAAACAGCUGGAGGAGAUCCUGGAGAUGAAACAACAGGCCCUGCUGGCAGCCAUCAGUGAGAAGGAUGCUAACAUCGCUCUGCUAGAGCUGUCUGCCUCUGGGAAGAAGAAGACCCAGGAAGAGGUUCUGGCUCUGAAGAGAGAGAAGGACAGAUUGAUGCACCAGCUAAAACAGCAGGUCAGGACUGGUGACACAACUCAGACACAGAGCAGGAUGAAGCUGAUGGCAGACAGCUAUGAAGAUGACCACUACCACCCCCAUCCUCCCUUACAUUCCCUACCCCAGCAACCCCACCUGGGUCUCCAGCCUCAGUCCCCCCAGCCCCAAUACCAGCACCCGCCACAUCCCCAGCAGCAGCAAGCCCCGUACCCCCAUGCCCCGCACCCCCAGCCCCCACCCCAACAACACCCUCACCCCCAGCAGCCUCAACAGCAGUACGCCCCUCAUCCCCAACAGCACCCACAGGGGCACCCCCAACAGCCCCAACACCAACCACGGCCCCAGCACCCUCUGCAAGUCCAGCAGCCACACCCACAACAACAACAACACCCCCACCCAGGACAGCAUCCUCACGGGCCUCCGCCACAGCAGCAGCACCCCCACCCCCAACAGCACCCACAGCCACACCUUCACGGCCCCCUGCAGCAAGCCCCCCACCCCCAUCACCCACACCCCCAACACCCUCAGCAGCAUCCCCAUCACCCCAUACCCCAUGCCCCGCAACAGCAAGGCGGCCACCCCCGCCACCCGCCCCCACACCACCGUGGAGGACCAGGGCCUGCCAGAGGACCCCCCCAUGCCGGCCACCGCCCCUCCCACGACCAGGAUGACGAGGAGGGCAUUUGGGCAUAAUCGUGCCAACGAUGACAACCAAAGCUCUGAUGUUGUUCUGAGGGAUGAUUCAGUCACUAUUGGAGGAGCACAGCCAUGCCAUGAUGCUGAAACACAUUGACUACCUGACAAAACAUUUUUUACCACCUCACAAUCCACACUUCAAAAUGGGGCCUUUAUUUUUACUGAGGAUGAGGAAGAUGAUGAAGAAGAGGAGGGAUGAAGCAGGUGGGAAGGCCAGACGAGGAGACUGAUGGUUGAGCAGAUGACUGAGGAGCCAUCAUGUGAAGAGCACUCUACAGACAUUGGAGAAACUGGCCAGAUCUUUGAGAGUGACUCUGUGGAGGAUGAGUAGCCCUACACAGACACAGAGGUGCUUUCUGUGACGUUAGACUGGGUUGGACAGAUUGGGUCCCCCUCAGACAGACAGACAGAUGAGCUGUCUGGUCUCAUCUCCGUGGUCCUGCUCACACAGCCAAACUCAACUCAACCAGCCACUCUGGCCCAGUUGUCUAGCUGCUCAGCUCACCUGUUGCCCCCCCAUUCUCACCAACCUGCGCCUAAUUGGUUCACUCUCCUAUCUCCACCUUGCUUACCUGAGGUGCCCUGUUUACCUGAUUUGCCCCGCCCUGUUCAUCCCCGGCUGGCUCUGAAUGGCUCCCCUGCCUGUCAGUCUCCUCCCUACUUACUGACAGUCUUCACAGUGCUUAUUUGACUCAUAUGUCGUUUUUUUUGUAGUUUUCUCUUUUUUCCAGAGAUAGCCUGUCUCUUCCCACAUAUUUUAUGAAGUGCCAUACAGUUACAGCUUUAGUUUACUUUUAAAUUGUUGUGCUACUUAUUUUUUAUCUUGUAAUUACCUUUUGUUGAGUGUGUUUCAUCUGCAGUACUUGACUAUGGCUAUGAGUGUUUUGUGUUAAGUGCAUCAGAACAAGGAAGAGGAACCAAUAGGCAGCCACUAGAGCUAUUAUCUGACCAAUAGGCAGCCGCUAUAGCUCUCAUCGGACCAAUAGGCAGCCACUACAGCGCUUAUCCGACCAAUGGGCAGCCACUACAGCUCUUAUCUGACCAAUGGGCAGCCACUACAGCUCUUAUCUGACCAAUGGGCACCCAUUAAAGCUCUUAUCAGACCAAUAGGCACCAACUAUAGCUCUUAUCUGACCAAUGGGCAGCCACUGGCCUUGCCUGUAGUACUGAAGGUUUACUUGUGCCGUUUAAUGUGCAGUCUGGCAUGGCCUUAUGGGUAGGGCCCUGUACCAGGGGUUUUGCUGGUCCUUUGGGCUUGGGGCUUACAACUGUGUAUCUAUCCUGUUACCUCAGUUGAUGUCACAGUUAAAACUCCAAUCUAUGCAGAUGUCAGAACUAAUAAUGCAGCUUUUAUUCAGUCAUGAGUCAAGGGCACCAAUCAAAAAUUAGAUGUCUUAAACCAGUACCAAUCAGAAUUGUAUUUUCAGAACAUACACCAAUCAGAUUACAUGACGGUUUGUUUCUCAGCAUCAUAUGCACCUAUGCACCUUCUCCUCCCCUGUUUCAGGGAUACUUCUAAUGGUGCUUUUAGAUCACUGGUGCUCACAACAUGAUGUUCAACCAGAGACACAGCCAACAGACACAGCCAUUGGAUGUUGUGCAAUCAUGUCACUAAAUAGGGAUGUUGAUCCCAUAACCUGGCUUGCUUAUGAACUGUAGAAGACUGUAUUGUACGUAGGAUCAGCUGAAGAGAUUUUAUAUGUGUAAUGGCAUCCAUCCACCCAGGUGUAUGAGACUUCCUGCCAUACCUUUAUAGCCCUCUCUCCAGCUCAUCGUCUCCCUACUCCCUCCUCUUCUUCAUGACCUCUUUUCUCAUCCUCUCUUCUUCUCUUUCAGCAGUCAUAGUCUAACCCAAACCCAAGCCUAGUGCCUCGUUUAUGUUGUUCUCAACAAGGUGGCCUAGUGACUCGUUUAUGUUGUUCUCAACAAGGUGGCCUCGUUCAUAUUAUAUACAUAUAAUAGUUAUAUAUAGAGAAAGAGAUCUAAAGUCUACAUGUCUAUGUGGUCAGAAUAUUGUGCCAGGAAAAAAAGAAUGAGGAUAAAAAUACAUGUUUUUUUUUUUGUUCAAACUGGCCUAAGGAUUUCUUUUUUUCUUCACGUAUUUAGUGUGUGGAGUAACGUUUGACUUUCCUCUGUUUUGUACAUUACAAGAAAAAAAAGAGCACUCAACAUUCCCUGUAUGAAAACAGACUGGCUCUCACUAAGGAAAGUCUAGCCUUGAGACACAGUCCAAAGGCAAGAAGACUAUUUCAUUCUCAUUUAGAAGAGCUCUAACAUUCCUGCUACAGCGUGAGAAAUAUUUUUUGAGACACACACACACAAUCACUAUAGUAUCAGUGAGAUUACUUCUUAAACUUGCACUUGGCAGUGAGGACUAUCACUACCAUUGUUAAAGUGGAGGGUUGGAGUGACUCUGUCAUUACAGAUGCGUUAUCCAGUCUCAGUGUUGUGUGUUUGUUUGUUGUCAAUGUCACUGUCCCAGUGUAUCAAGAUGUGGUGAUAAACAUGACAGUUGAGUGUGUAGAGAACAACAAAAACCCAUCUAUUGGCAAAACCCUCCCCCUCCACCACUGCCACCACUAACCCCCCUCCACCACUGCCACCACCA